This is a messenger RNA of Anopheles coustani, 1875 nucleotides long. RefSeq names its product sodium-coupled monocarboxylate transporter 1-like. Gene Ontology annotation, cellular component: membrane. Lineage: Eukaryota; Metazoa; Arthropoda; Insecta; Diptera; Culicidae. The record is from RefSeq and is a predicted model, not a curated record. Bases 1 to 1875 code for a protein of 624 amino acids. Gene Ontology annotation, biological process: transmembrane transport; sodium ion transport. The transcript is spliced from 7 exons. Gene Ontology annotation, molecular function: symporter activity.
AUGGCAGAAUCGACCAUCUCGGAGAGUACAACGUUUGGCUCAACGGUGUACGAAGAGAGUGUCGAUCGAUCGACUUCCACCGACAGCUCCAUCCUGCAUGGACCGAGUGUUGAGGAAAUCAGCCGAUCGCUGCAGCGAUUCAACUGGCCUGACUAUGUGGUGUUUGUACUGAUGUUGAUCAGUUGCAUGGUGAUCGGAGUGUUCUUCGGUGUGAAGGACCACCAGAAACACAAACGGCAGAAGCAUGCCCGGCGAGGUUCGGAAGCGCUCGACUAUUUGGUUGGUGGUAGAAAGAUGCAAAUUAUUCCGGUGUCAGUGUCACUGGUCGCGAGCUGGAUAUCCGGGAUCUCGUUGCUCGGCACAUCUACGGAAAUCUAUGUUUACGGUGUGCAGUAUUGCUACAUAAUCAGUGCGGUUGUGCUCAUGGGUCUAUCGAUGAACUUCAUCUUCCUACCGGUGUUUCAUGAUCUUCAAAUAACUUCUGCCUAUGAGUAUCUACAAAUGAGAUUUGAUAAACGAAUGCGACUCGUUGGAUCUAUACUCUUUACGCUAGCAAGUAUCUUAUGGUUACCCAUUGUAAUCUACGUCCCAGCACUUGCCUUCAAUCAAGUCUCAGGUGUUAAUAUACAUGUGAUAACGCCGAUCGUUUGCUUGGUGUGCAUAUUUUACACCAGUCUGGGUGGACUAAAAGCUGUCGUCUGGACCGACGUCAUCCAAACGGCGGUUAUGGUCGGUGCAAUGAUCAUAGUGAUCAUCAAGGGUACGGCGGAUGUAGGAGGGCUUAGUGUGGUGAUUGAACGAAAUUCCGCAGGAGGGCGAUUCGAGCCCCCAGAUUUUAAUUUAGAUCCAACUGCACGGAACACAUUUUGGACGUUGCUCAUCGGUGGUACUUUCUUUUGGACUUCAACAAACUCUAUCAACCAAAACAUGAUGCAACGAUACCUGUCGUUGCCUUCUUUGGCAUCGGCUCGAAAGGCUCUGGUACUGUUCCUCAUUGGAACGGUAACUGUGCUAGCCAUGUGCUGCUACAACGGGCUGCUCAUCUUCGCCAUGUACCACGAUUGCGAUCCACUGACGACUGGCUUGGCGAAGGCGAAAGAUCAACUAGUUCCGUUGCUAGUGAUGGAGGUUCUGGGAGAGUAUCCAGGUCUGGCCGGAUUGUUCGUCGCGGGCAUAUUCAGUGCAGCGCUUAGUUCCCUGUCGACGGCUCUGAACUCGCUGUCCGCUAUCGUUUUGGAGGACUUCUGCAAACCAUUCGUGUCGAAACCUCUAACGGAGACGCAAACACGAUACAUUAUGCGCUUCACCGUGCUGGCUUUCGGGGCGCUCGCAGUUGUAAUGGUGGUUCUGGUGGAGAAAAUGGGUGCUGUAUUGCAACUGUCGAUGAGUCUGGGUCCGGUGACGAUCGGACCUCUAUUUGGUUUGUUCCUGAUGGGUUUCUUCUUCCCCAGGAUCAAUGGAACAAGUGCUAUUACGGGGACUGUGGCUGGCUUGGCUCUGAUGUCGUAUAUUGUCAUCCGAUCGCAGAUCUCGAUCGCUCUGAAGGAGAUCGUUUUUGCAGAAAAACCAGUAACCGUAGAAGGCUGUCAUUACGAGUUUACGCCUAAAAAUGAAACACUCUUCGAGUCCGAUUACACUCCAGGUGAAAAGUCACUACAUCAUGUCUCCUUCCUGUAUUACACCAUGAUCGGUUCAGUCGUACCAACUUUGGUGGGGUAUCUCUCCUCUUUUAUUCUACCUCGCUCGAAAACGGACGACAUCGAUCCGCUACUACUGGCCCCGUUCCUGAGGCGAUUCUAUCCAUCGUCAAACAGCAAGUCUCACCACAUGACAGAGGUACUGCACGAGUUCGAAACGAAGGACAUUCAAUUGUAG